AUGUCAAUUGAUAACUAUUACUUCCAAGAUCCUAUUUUUAAAAAGUUUAACGGGACGAAAACUAGGAACUACAAAUAUUGGGUAUACGAUUGGUAUUCACCAACCAAUCAAAAGAUUACUACCACUACUAAUAAUAAUAAUAAUAAUAAUAAUAAUACCAAUGAAAAAGUUGUUUUUAAAUAUAAAACAUGGUUUGAAAAUAUCAACGUUCCCUUAGAAACUUCGGAUUCCGAAAAUGAACUUAUGGACUUAGAUGAACCAUAUAAAACUAUUUUUGAUUUAAAUUUAUUUGACCGUAAGAACAACAUGGGCAAUAAAAGAAGCGAUGGAUUAACUAUGGAUGAUAUAAGAGGCGCUGUUGGUACUGGCGGAGAAUCUAUUCCCGGUUUGUCUUCAACUACAGAUGCCAUUAAAGAAACUUCUAAAGAUGAUGACAUUAAUAAUACAGCUAACAAAGCUCCAGUAGAAGUGGCAGCAGCAUCUGGAGUUGGUAAUGAAAAAAUUAUUAUUAAAGAUGAUACUGGGAAUAAAGAAAAUCUUAUAGAGUCUACUAAAGAUGUUAAUAUUAGUAAGGAGGUAUCGAAUUCUGAAACGAAUAAUGACAUUGCUACCGCUAAGGUCGAUGUUAAUUCUGGAAAUAUUGGCACCGCACAACCAAUUGAAGAUAAUAAGGAAGAAACGGGUAUUUCCAAAACGAAUACAGAAGAUGAUCAGGAACAAAAGGAUAAAGAAGAAAAGGAUAAAGAAGAAAAUGAACAGGAACAAAAGAAUAAAGAAGAAAAUGAACAGGAACAAAAGAAUAAAGAAGAAAAGGAUCAGGAACAAAAGGAUCAGGAACAAAAUGAACAGGAACAAAAGGAUAAAGAAGAAAAUGAACAGGAACAAAAGGAUAAAGAAAAGGACCCGGAACAAAAUGAACAGGAAGAAAAGGAACAUCCUUCGGAAAAAGAAAAUAAAUCUGCACCUACUAUAGAUUCAUUUAAAGAUGGUAUAAAGGAGGAUUCUCAAACAAAAAAUAUACAAGAAAAUGUAGAAAAUAUUGAACAUUUGUCUGUUAAUGCUUCUGAAAAACAAAUAGAAGACAACCCCGAAAGCAUCUCUGAAAAUAAUACAAUUAAAGAUUCAGAAGGAGACGUUGAAAUGAAAUAA
This is a messenger RNA of Saccharomycodes ludwigii, 1149 nucleotides long. RefSeq names its product Rtt102p (gene RTT102). Gene Ontology annotation, biological process: chromatin remodeling. The record is from RefSeq and is a predicted model, not a curated record. The coding region runs from base 1 to 1149 and encodes 382 amino acids. Gene Ontology annotation, cellular component: SWI/SNF complex; nucleus; RSC-type complex. NCBI's taxonomy places the organism in Eukaryota, Fungi, Ascomycota, Saccharomycetes, Saccharomycodales, Saccharomycodaceae. The transcript has a single exon.